This is a messenger RNA of Symbiodinium sp. CCMP2592, 4545 nucleotides long. Lineage: Eukaryota; Dinophyceae; Suessiales; Symbiodiniaceae. The record is from the annotation of a GenBank genome assembly.
AUGAGUGGCACAGGACUCGGAUGGCCCGCUUUAGUGCCACCAUACCGCAACCGCCUUGAAGAGUGGUUUAGCACGCCUGAGAAAUUGCAUGCCUCAUUCGACACGAGGGAAGAGCUUGUAUCAUUGCUUAGGGCUUGCGAUAACACGCUUCUUGAAAGUAGCCUGCAGUUGAUUGCGGAUGCACUUCUUGAAUGGCAUGCAGACAAUGCUCGCACAGUUGCGAGUGGGCGCAGGGAAUCAAGGAGGCGCUUGACAGAGUGCUUGCCCAGUGUCCCGGGAACUGGCCUUAGCUUGCAUGAGCAUUACAAUCAGAUUGCACUUCAGAGUCCACUUGCGUUGCUUCCGGUUCUUCGCAAGCGGAAGUUAGCUACUGAUAGGGUCGUAGAUCGCGGUGCCAGGGCCACUGAGGAGAUACGGCUUCGGCAGGAGUAUGCAUUGCGUCUUGCAGCCAUCAUGCAGGAGGCGCAACUGCCGGUGUGCAAGGUGCUUGCAGGGGUCAGCAAUGCCGAGGAAGCCUGGCCACGGCUGUUCGGGACCCGUCGAUCCAAGACAUUGAGAAAUCGCUUUAGAGCUUGGGACAAGUUUCGGGAAUGGUUGCUUUAUAGCCGUGGCAGGAGCUAUCCGGAAGGGGUAGCUGAUGUGCUAGAUUAUGCCAAUGAACGAUUCCAGGAAGGAUGUGGAAAGACAGUUCUCGAAAGCCUGCAAGCCUCUCUCAGUGUAAUUGAAGGUGUAGGGCGCGUGCCGUCUACGCAGCAGAUAUCUCAGGAUCCCACAUGGCAGGCGCAGCUCAAAAGUUACACGGCCGAUUUGGUUUCGGCGGCACCGCCGGAGCAGCCAGCCAGCAUGCUCACUGUUGCUAUCGUUCUUGCAUGUGAGAUCUUCGUUUGCACGCCCGGGGAGCCUAGUUACUUGAGAGCAUUGGGCUUUGUCUGCUUAUUGAUGGUUUGGGGAUCGCUUCGGGCUGAUGAUGUUCAGGGGCUCUUGCCGCAGACCAUGCUUCUGGACGAGCGAGGGCUUAGCAUUGAUCUCGCGCGGUCCAAGACUACAGGGCCCGACAAAAGGACCCACACCGUCAAGGUCUUCGUGGAACGGAGUAUCUCUCUGACAGGGCAUGAUUGGCUGAAGGUCGGAUAUGCACUUUGGAAGGAUUUCGAUUUUGAGAGGGAUUAUCUGGUUUUGAAGGCCAAUGAAGGUUUCACGGAACCCCUGGAGAAGUCGGUGCCUUCCUCCACGGUGGCCCUUUACUUCCGCAAAGUUCUCAGUGAGUUGAAAACGCCCAAGCGUGAGGGGCGCACAUGGAAGGCCAAUGAUCAGCGUCCGCUGCUCCCGGGAUACACUUCCAGUCAUUUUACGGGACAUUCUGCGAGGAACUUCCUUAGCUCGGUCGGAGCGGCCAUCGAUGUCGACCCCAGGGAGCUUGAUUAUCUGGGUCGCUGGAAGGUAGGUGGCGAAGGUUCUGCAACCUACAUUCGCACUUCUAGGCAGGUUGUGCAUCGUCUCCAGAGUCACAUUGCUUGUUCCCUUGUCACCGGACAGCCAAAGCACUACAUCGAGGUGGAUUCCAUCAAGGCUUUGACGGAUUAUGCAGCUAAGGCGGGGGAGAGCGAAUCUCAGGUUCGUCGCCGUCACACCCUCCUCGAGGGAUCCAAAGGCUUGGGCGGGUCGUGGCCAACUCUGGCAUUGGAAGUGGGUGUUGCGGCACCACCUUCUCCAGUCGAGCAGGUUUCGAUGCCAGGCAGCCGGGGGGAUUACUUCAUCGUUACCUCUCGCACCACAGGCCUGAGGCGUCUGCACAUGUUGGGCUGCUAUGUCAAGCCUGAGAAUUGUUAUGAUGUGAAAUUUGUCAGUCAUGUCGGCGCGGAGGACGUCGAUAACAUUUGCAAAGAUUGCAAAGCAAGAAUGAAGGCUCAGGCCGGAGAGGAGGAAUCAGACCCCUCCAGCAGUGACAGUGGGAGCGAGUCGAUGCGAUUCCAGGCAAUCGCCGAUUCCCGGCCGGAAGCUCGGGCUGCUGGGAAGGCGGACUUUGGUCUUGAUGAUGGGGCUGCUGAUGGGCGACAACAAAUCGCGGGGGUCGUCGCUGCAUGGGAACUUGCACGCGACGUAAUCAGCAAAGAGACGGAAACACGAGCAGAGGCGAAAGUGUUAGGCCAGCCGCGAAUCUUGCAAGUCACAGAGAGGCAAGCAAUGCUCAAGGCGGUAGCGGCCGUUCACGGGCAGCUGGGAGAGUCGGAGACUCCAUCGUCUGAGUACCUCGCUCUCAAGUGCGAGGAGUGCGAAGCCAAUGAGCCUCAGGCUUCAACCUUGGAUGCCAUAACUUCGAAGAAGAACACGCUCACCACGAGCAUCCAGUCCAGCCUUGACGCUUCGGGGCGAAUUCAUAUUACUCAGCACAAAUCCAAGAGCGAGCUCCCGACUACUACAGAAGCUUAUCGCAAGGUCCUUCGCGUGGAAGCUUUCACGUGGCUAUGCAUGGCAUCCCGCUUUAAAUCCAAGCAAUGGCUUCAGGAUCUUAAGCUGUCUGACUUCGACCACUUCGUGAACUACAUCCUUGGCGAAAAGGUCGCUCAGCUCUCAGUGCCUACGUCUCAUCAGCCAGCCGAUGAGACCUACUUCACGACGCCGCUCGCCUUGUCCAUCAUUGAGCGACCACGCAAGUGGCACAAAGGCAAGGGCAAGGGUGAUGUGGGCUCUUACCUUCAGUCACUGGGCAAUGUCACUAAUCUUCUUCAGUUCGAUCUUCAGCGCUCCACGGAGCAUGACUUGACUAAGGAAGGCUUGUGGCAGCACAUCUUUCAAUUGCUUGGCGAAGGGGAUUGGAUCCUCAUUGUGGAGCAGGCUAAUUAUUUUCUUGAUCAGACCGUGACGGCAUGUCAACUUGCAUGGCAGUAUGUUCUGGAGCACCCGGAGGAUCUCGGCGCAACGCCGGAUCACGAGUUACCGGCUUCCAUCUGGCAGCUACCAGCUCUGCGUGAGCUCCAGGUUUCCACUCAGGCCAUCACUUUUGCUUUCUUUCAAUGCAGCUUUGAGGCUCCCACUUCCAAACCCACACGCCUUCUCACUAAUCUACGGGCCUUUGUCGAGCAGCCUCCGCCUUUUGCUUCCUGGCCACGCUUCGACUCCAGUGAUCGCUACGUGGGGCCGUUGCCGCCACGCUGCCCGCACGGGAAACAUGACAAAGUACUUGCAGGUGAGGCAGGUCCAAUGCAGGAAUCCCACGAGGCGACGCAGGAGGCCCAGGAUGGGGAGUCUGUUCAGAUUGUUGACGGUAAGCGCUUAAGUGGUCACCUUCUUCCGAUCAGUGAGACACCCACCUACAUACAUGCCUACCGCGAUCUUCACCUCACAAUGCCCUGGAAAGGUAAGAGAUUAGUCAUCAUAGCUUUCAGUGUAUCGGAGCAUACUCAGGCAUGCGAUGAGGAUCUCGCGUUUCUUCGCGGGCAUGGUUUCGUCCUUCCGGGCGAAGAGCACAGUGUUGAUCUUGAGGCGGUCCAGUCAGAUGAUUCGGAGGUGCUGGAGGGGGGUGAGGUCGAAAGGCCGGAGCCCUUCAAGCAUCAGGAGUGCCACAACAUCGGGCUGCCUUUGAACCUCGAGUGGGAUGGCAAAACUCAGCCGAUCACGGAUGGCUUUGGACUCUGCUCACCCACUAGAUGGCCUCCGGAAGCCAGGGGGGGCCUGCUGCCCAAGCAGGCUUUGGAGUUCGCCACUGCCAUGCAUCAAGUGCUUCGAGACUUUGUAGCGGACGUUGUGCCUGAUAUCAAGCGCACGGCGAUGGAGCUUGCGCUAGGCAAGUGUACGGAUCUUGAUGUGGUGCCGAGUGGCCAGCCAUUCUUCUUGCAUGCUGAGGACUCCUAUGUCAGCGGGGUCGCGAUCGGUUAUGACUGCCCCGUCGCCGCAGCAAGAUCGGUCAAAAGAGAAGGCGUGGCCUUCCGCACUGAUGCAAAGUGCGCGGACGGGUACGUGGUCCUUGGGGGUUGGGAUUGCGCAGGCACAACUCAGGAGUCCAGAUGGUUCUCACUUCGACUUACUCCCUCAGAGGCCCCUUACCUCUUCGACUCAGAAGGUCACAGUCAGUGGGCUUCGGCAUCGGCUGAAUUGCUGGCCACGCUGGCUGCACUGCACAUCUUCGGUCACCUUGAAGCCGGGCCAACUAGGCGUUUGAUGAAGGUUGAGGUUCUAGCUCAGACGGAUAAUAAGUCUAACGAGGGCUUGACUCGCAAGGGUUCUACAACGCGCUGGCCCUUGCUCAUGGUUAACAUGCAGCUCACCCAUGUUCUCAUGAAGGCCGGCUUGCGGUUGAACUUGGGAUGGCGUCCACGGGACGAAAAUCAGGAGGCCGAUGAUUUAACCAACGAAAUCUUCGACCGUUUCUCUGAGGAGUUGCGGGUCCCAGUGCAGUACUCCGAAUUGCCGCUUUCCUUUCUUCACACUCUUUACGAAGCCAGGCGUUCACAGCUGAGCAGCCGUGAAGUGGAUUCCAUCCGCGACACGGUCGGUGGCAGGCCACGCUUCAGAGGCAAGAGAAAGAGAGAGAAGUCUCCUUGGUGA